UUUACCAUCAAGGGGAAUCGAACCUCUUCCACUUUCCCUCAAAAAACUCAAUUUUAUCCCACUACACCACAGUCAACGUUCCGGCUUAAUUGAUUAUGGGGUGGUAAAAUAUCCCGUGAUUUGCCUGAAUAUUUAUAUUUACCAUGUACUUUUAAUUCUUUUGCUUUAUACUUCCGUGUUUUUUUCUUUAUAUUUCUCAGAAAAAAAUGAAGAAUUUAAAAAUAUAAUUUAUUAUAUUUUUUAAUCCCCUGCUUAUUUGUCUUUUUUAUGUUUAAAAAGGAUUUUUCCUUCGUUCUUUUUUCUUAGGAUUUUUUUCUUAAAUUUAUUUUGACUGGAAAUACCUUUAAGAAUAAUUUUAAAUUUAAAAAUUUUAUUUGAAAAAAGUCCGCAAGUUUUGUCCGCAAAAAUAUUUGCGGACAAAACUUGCGGACUUUAUAGUUUUUUUUUCAUUUUUUUUUUGUUUUUUAGAACAUUAAUGGCAAGUAGUAAUUGUACUAAUACAACUAGUUGUAGUACCAGUUUUGCAGAAGAAAAGCAUCCACAUCCAAAUAUGCUUAUUUACAGGAAAAUGGAAAAAUUAAUAAAUCAAAUGUUACAUUCUGAGGAUGGAAUUAAAAUAAAAACUGUCAAAAGUUUUCUCUCAAAAAUAGUUUCUGUAUUCUCCGGCCAGGAUUUGAUUGUUUGGUUAAUUGCUCACAUUGACGUUUUUGACGAAAUAGAUGCCAAUCAUUUACUACAUUUAUUUGCUUCACACGGAUAUAUAUUUCAAGUUGAUGAUCACGUAAUUACAAUGAAGGGAGGGGACACUUCUUUUUAUCGUUUCCAAACUCCUUAUUUUUGGCCUUCAAAUUGUUGGGAACCUGAAAAUAUGGAUUACGCCGUUUAUUUGUGUAAAAGAACAAUGCAGAACAAAGCACAUUUGGAAUUGGAAGAUUUUGAAGCAGAAAAUUUGGCAAAAUUACAAAAAAUGUUAAGUAGAAAAUGGGAAUUUGUUUUUAUGCAAGCAGAGGCGCAAUAUAAGGUUGACAAAAAACGGGACAGAAUAGAAAGACAAAUAUUGGAUAGUCAAGAGAGAGCAUUUUGGGAUUUGCAUAGACCCGUGCCUGGAUGUGUUAAUACAACUGAAGUGGAUAUUAGAAAAUUAAGUCGUUCUGGAAGAUCUAAACAAUCUACUUGCAAUACUUUGGUUAUUCAAAUGGAAGAUAAUGAAUCCCAAUUAAACAAUUCAAAUAAUUUAAAAACGCCCAAUAUAAGGGAAAUCCGUUUUUAUCAAAAACCUGGAAGAAGAAGAUAUACACAAAUAAAAGACUAUUUAAAAAUUGAGAUUUCUGAAUUACAAACAAGAUUAUCUAAAAAUGUAUUGAAAACAUCAAAAUUAGCAGAAAGUUAUUUACAAUAUUAUGGACAUCGUGUUUCAUUCGAUGCAUUUAUUGUCCAACUGGGUUCAGCUACAGAUCCAUUUCAAGGACAACCAAAUCCCUGGAUUUCAGAUACUGUUGAUUUUUGGCAGCAUGACAAAAUAACUGGCGAUAUUUCAACUAGAAGGUUAAAAUUGUGGGAAGAAUCCUUUGAAGAAUUAUUAAUUGAUCCGGUUGGAAGAGAAACACUACAAAAAUUUCUUGAUAAAGAAUAUUCUGGAGAAAAUUUGCGUUUUUGGAUGGAGGUCCAAAAACUCCGUAAAUGUAGCUGUCGAAUGGUGCCCGUCCUCGUCACAGAAAUCUACAAUGAAUUUAUCGACUCCAAUGCUCAAUCUCCAGUCAAUAUCGAUUGUAAAGUAAUGGAAAUAAUUGACGAGAAUCUCAAAAAUAAUCCAAAUCGAUGGUCAUUUGAUGAGGCUGCUGAUCACAUUUUUUGUUUAAUGAAGAAUGAUAGCUACCAGAGAUUUCUUCGUUCAGACUUGUAA
Messenger RNA from Meloidogyne enterolobii, 1903 nucleotides. Lineage: Eukaryota; Metazoa; Nematoda; Chromadorea; Rhabditida; Meloidogynidae. The record is from the annotation of a GenBank genome assembly.